AUGAUCCUUAGUCAGGCUUCGAGCCGUUUGGCCCACUUCGCCACCCGGACACUCCCCAUUGCCACUGCGGCAGCUCUCAUUUCCACCCCCCUCUUCGCUCAAGAUUCAGAAGGAGGAAGCGCGCUCGACGUGUUCACCAAGUCGGGAACGAUCGGUAUCCUCAUCAUCUUGCUUUCGGUGGUCGCCCUCGCGGUGAUUAUCGAGAACACGGUGACCUUGAAGCGCGACAAGCUGGCUCCCCCGGAGCUGAUUGACGAGGUCCAAGCCCUGUUUGACGAAGGUCAGUACCAGGAAGCUAUGGAGCUGUGUGAAAACGAGCCUUGUUUCUUCACCCGCAUCGCUGGUGCAGGUAUCGCGAAGAUCGGACACCCAUUCGAGGUCAUCGAGCAGUCCAUCAGCGAAAUGGGCGACGAGGAGUCGAUCCGCCUCCACCAGAAGAUUGGCUGGCUUUCCCUCAUCUCAAAUGUCGCGCCCAUGAUGGGUCUGCUCGGUACUGUGGGUGGAAUGAUCAAGGCAUUCGAAACGAUCGCCUCCUCCCAAGGCCAGGCCAGCCCGGCCGAGCUAGCGCUUGGUAUUUCUGAGGCGCUGCUCACCACCAUGCUUGGGCUUGUCGUGGCUAUCCCCACCAGUGCUGCGUUCGCUUUCCUGCGCAACCGCCUGGUGAAGACCGUCAUCGAGGUCGGCGCAAUCAUCGAGGACCUGUUCGAGCGCUUCCGCCCAAACGCUGCGUAG
This is a messenger RNA of Nerophis lumbriciformis (worm pipefish), 732 nucleotides long. The record is from RefSeq and is a predicted model, not a curated record. NCBI's taxonomy places the organism in Eukaryota, Metazoa, Chordata, Actinopteri, Syngnathiformes, Syngnathidae.